Messenger RNA from Paramuricea clavata, 582 nucleotides. The record is from the annotation of a GenBank genome assembly. Lineage: Eukaryota; Metazoa; Cnidaria; Anthozoa; Malacalcyonacea; Plexauridae.
AUGGAUGCGAAUAACGCGUUUCGUAACCCAAGUAGUGUCAUAAAGAUCGAUAUUCCACGUUUUGAGAGAGUUAUUGAGCCUACAGGAAAGGACUAUACGGUAUACAAGGUUGUUAUUGCCAAAGCGGGAGGCACGAAGGAAAUUGAGAAACGAUAUAGUGAAUUUGAUAAACUACAGAGGAGAUUAAACAAGAGUGAUCAAUUACCGAGAAACAUUGAAUUCCCUCCAAAAACUUUUAUAUUUAACUCGGGUUCUAUUAAAGAAGAGCGGCGAAGAAAAUUAAGAAUAUUUUUACAACAAUUAUGUGAUCUUAAUCCCAUUCCUGAAGAAGUGCUAGCAUUUCUAGGAAUUUCUCAGCCUGUACAGUCAAAUUUAACGAAUUCCAAGAUAAUUGAUACUUAUAGUUCUAGCGAGGAUCUGUUGGACAGUAGUACAAGUUACACACAUCAAUCAUUGCUGGCUUUUACUAAUGAUCCAUAUAUAUUUGACCAUGAACAGUCACAAGAUGAUAUAUUACUCAAAGGAAUACUGGAUGGUAUAUAUGAAGACUCUACAACAGGUCUUGAUGUUGGUAAUAGGUAG